AACGGCUUCCAACAACGACGUUACCGGCCUCCUGGCCAAAGAGACCAAGGUGCAAUGGGUGCAGCAGCAGACCGUCUAUCAGAGGACCAAGAGGAACUCCAGAGCCAGUCACAUCUACUCCAUUGACGUCCGGACUAAACACAUUGACUCAGGCCCGACCCAACCUGACAGGAGCCAACACCAGAACCAGAUACCGGCCUUCAAUGUGUCCCAGUCGAAGACCUUGUGGUAUAUGCGCUGCAGUGAAGCCUCACCGGACUGUCCAUCCCACAUGAACAUCGAGGCAGCGUGGGGGAGAGGACCCACGGGCAAGGGAGUGGUGGUGUCCAUCUUGGAUGACGGAAUUGAGAGAGAGCAUCCUGAUCUCAGGCCAAAUUAUGACUCUUUUGCCAGCUAUGAUGUCAACGGGAAUGACGAUGACCCCACGCCCAGAUAUGACUCCAGCACUGAAAACAGUCAUGGGACCAAAUGCGCUGGGAUGGUCGCAGCUGCAGCAAAUAACUCCCGUUGUUCUGUUGGAAUCUCCUUCGACGCUCAGAUAGGCGGUAUUCGUAUGCUGGACGGAGACGUGACGGAUCUGGUAGAGGCCCAAUCUCUGAGCUUCAGGCAGCAGCACAUUGAUAUCUACUCUGCCAGCUGGGGGCCGGAGGAUGACGGUGUGACGGUGGAGGGGCCUGGCCCUCUGGCUCGCCGUGCCUUAGAGAACGGCAUACGCACUGGUAGGAAGGGGCGUGGUUCUAUCUUUGUGUGGGCGUCGGGUAACGGUGGGCUGAAUGGGGACCACUGCUCUUGUGAUGGCUAUGCCAGCAGCAUCUACACCAUCUCCAUCAGUAGCACCACCCAGAGCGGCACCAGACCUGACUACCUAGAGCCAUGCCCCUCCACCCUGGCCUCCACCUACAGCCCCAGCGCCACAGACAGCGACGGAGCCAGGAUGGUUACACUGGACCUAAAACAAGGCUGUAGCAAGGAGCAUUCUGGGACCUCAUUCUCUGCCCCAAUUGCAGCAGGGGUCAUCGCACUUUUGCUGGAGGCCAACCCACUGGUGACUUGGAGGGACGUGCAGCACAUUAUUGUCAGGACCUCCCAGGCCCGUCGCGUGAUGGCCCCCGACUGGCACGCCAACGGAGCUGGAUACCAGGUGAGUCACUUUCAUGGCUUUGGGCUGCUGGAUGCGGAGAACAUGGUGAAGGAGGCUGAGAGAUGGAGACUGGUCCCCUCCCAGCAUAUGUGUGAGGAGGCUCCCAUCCAGCACAGCAGAAUAAUUUCCCCGGGCCUUGUACUGAGGAGCGUGCAUGAAUCCACUGGCUGCUCGCGUCAUCCCCUACAGCGCGUUGUUUAUCUGGAGCACGUAGUCAUCCGUGUGACCGUCAGCCACAGUCACCGAGGUGACCUCUCCAUCACUGUCAGGUCACCCGCCGGGACCAAAUCACAACUCCUGGCACCAAGGCCUCUUGACCACUCCAAUGAGGGCUUCAAGAACUGGGAGUUCAUGACCACUCACUGCUGGGGGGAGAAGGCAGCAGGAGAGUGGAGCCUGGAGAUCUUGGAUACUCCCUCUCAGCAGAGGGACAACAGUGAACCAGGGGAACUGAAAGGGUGGUCUCUAGUGCUUUUUGGCACUUCAGAGCACCCAUACUCCAUGCGCCGCGAGCAAGCCCGCUCUGCAGAGCUGCCAACUGAAGGUGGUGACCUCACUGAGGAAUACAGCGGCUCAUGCGACCUAGAGUGCAGCGAGGAUGGCUGUGAAGGACCAGGCCCUGAGAAAUGUGUCACUUGCCUGCAUUUCUUCCUCAAGUUCAAGAACAACACCAGGACAUGUGUGUCGGCGUGCCCGCCGGGCUUCUGGGGCGACCGGCACCGCUGCAAGAAGUGUUUCGCGUCCUGCGAGAGCUGCACUGGCAGCCGCAGCGACCAAUGCACAGCGUGUCAGCCCACACACCACCUGACCCUGGGAACCAACAGCUGCACGGCCAGCUGUGCUGACGGGUACUACUUGGACCAUGAUAUGAACAUGUGCAGGAAAUGCAGUGAAAACUGCUUGAGAUGCACCUCAGCGAACAUCUGCACGGAAUGCCAAGCAGGCACAAGUCUGUUGGGGAACCGCUGCCAGAGGAGCUGUGUACCAGGAAGUUACCUCAACGAGCAGGAGGGCACUUGUGAACCCUGCCACGAGGCCUGCGCUACCUGUGCAGGUGCAGGCGUUGAGGCGUGUAACCAGUGUGCUGAUGGGUAUCUGAUAGAGGAGUGGAGGUGCGUGUUCUCCUGCAGUGCCGGCUUCUAUGCCACGGAGAGCAGCCCUCGGAGAACCGGUGACGGACCCGGGAUGUGUAGGAGAUGCGAUGCCAGCUGUCUCACCUGUGUGGGAGCAGGGAAGGAGGACUGCAGUAGCUGCCCUAGUGGACACAGCCUGCGGGACGGAGUGUGUGUGGUCAGCACUGCCUGUGGAGACGGAGAGUACCAGGAUGGCCAUGGGAAGUGCUAUGCAUGUGACACCACGUGUUUGAAGUGUACAGGCCCAUCCACUGAGGACUGUAUCAGCUGUAUUCCCUCUAGGUUUUUGGAUGAAGGUCGCUGUGUGGCUCAGUGUUCUGAGGGGAGGUACCAAUCAGAUGGACAGUGCCACCUGUGUGACCACACCUGUGCCACGUGCUCGGAGAGUGGGCCUGCCAACUGUACCAGCUGUGACACCGAUAAAUUCAACAUGGACCGUUACCUGUACAAGGAGAGUUGUGUGCACACGUGCCCGGAGGCCUACUUCCACACCCAGGAGAAGAGCUGCGAGGCCUGCCCAGACAACUGCCAGCUCUGCACCUCCGCUAGCCACUGCCUGCGCUGUAACUCCUCCCACUACACCAGCAACGGCGUGUGCAUCAGACUCGAGUGUGGAGAAGGUGAGGUGGAAGAUCCAGAUUAUGAUGAUUGCAUGGCCUGUGAGGAGGGCUGUAUGAAGUGUGUACUGUAUAACCCCAGGCACUGCCUAUCCUGCACUGGAGGAUUUUACAAAUUCCAAGAUGGCUGCUACAAGAACUGCCCGGCGAAGACGUACAGCGUAGAGGACCAGAUGACCUGUGUGCCGUGUGAUGAGAAGUGCGUCAGCUGUGACGAACACGAGUGCUACUGGUGUGAGACAGACCUCUUCUUAUCAGAGGGGAAGUGUGUGACAGAGUGUCCAGAGGGUUUCUACGGAGACGAGGACACCCAAGAGUGCGAGGAGUGUCACUCUGAGUGUGCGACAUGCAAUGGCCCCGACAGUGACAACUGCGUUUCCUGUGUGGGAGGGAAGAGUGCUGAGGAGGGAGAGUGUGUCAUUGAACGAGACUCCUGUCCUGAGAAAACCUUCCACACUGAUGAUGGAGAGUGUCAGGCCUGCCAUGCCUCCUGUGAAUCAUGUUCAGGGGAAGGGAAAAAUCAGUGUAGAACCUGUGUGAAAGGGCAUUUCCUGACAACAGAGCGGGUGUGUGUCUUGAAGUGUCCGGCGGGCUCGUUCGCCAGCCGCCUGAGCGGUGCGUGUGAGGUGUGUCCUCAAGGGUGUGUGCAGUGUGUGGAUGCCCAGCACUGCACCCGCUGUCAUUUGGUACGCAAGGCCCCGCUCUACCUGCAGGAUGGACAGUGUGUUCAUCAAUGCCAGAGAGGGUAUCCGGCGGGCCAGAUGUGUCGCAGCUGUGCCCCGGGCUGCACCUCAUGUGCGAAGAAUGCCACCCAUUGCCUGAGCUGUGUGGAGCCCCUCCUCCUCCACAAACACCAGUGCGUGGAGACCUGCCCCCCCGUUCACCUCCUCAGGGACGGGGAGUGUCUGCGGUGUCCCACCGCCUGCCAGGAGUGUACGACCGGCAGCCAGUGUACACGCUGCGAGGAGUACCACUUCCUGUACGAGGACCGGUGUGUGAUGGACUGUCCUGAGAGGUUCUUCAAGGACUCUAUCCGGGGCACAUGUGCCCGCUGUCACCCCGACUGUGGCCUGUGUGACGGCCCGGACGGGGACGACUGCGACUCCUGUUCCGACCCAGAGGCCACACUUCACAACGGAGCCUGUCUGCCCGACUGCCCAUCACACACCUACAGGGACAGCAGGACCAGCGUGUGCAAAGACUGUGACGGCUCCUGUCUCACUUGUACGGGGCCCCACGCUGGCUCCUGUUCCAGCUGCACGGCGGGUCAAAGACUGGAUGGACACAGACACUGUGUCUCUCUGGGCAACAGUUGCACCCCCCGCCGCUACGCUGACCAGAACGGAGAAUGCCUCCCUUGUCACAAGUACUGCCAAGAGUGCUACGGGCCGGGCCCGAGACAAUGUCUAAGCUGCAACCAGAAUCAUUUCCUACUGAAUGGUAGCUGUGUGGACGUCUGUCCUACCGGCUUCUACCAGGAGGAGUCAGGCCAGAGAUGUGAGGCGUGCCAUCCAGCCUGUCUCACCUGUGUGGGCAGACACACACAUGAAUGUCUCAGCUGCCAGGACCACCUGUUCAGAGAGGGCAAAGAGUGUGUGGUCACCUGUCAACCCAGUCACUAUGGAAACGUGGCCUCGAGGACCUGUGAGAAGUGCGACCCGAGCUGCGGCGAGUGUUCCGGGGGCGGGGCAGACGGCUGUCUGAGCUGUGUGGAGGGACUGCUCUACCUGAGGAGGCAGGGACGUUGUUACCCCAGCUGUCCGCAGGGACUCUACCACGACAGCCGGCACCACACCUGUGAGCCCUGUCACGCCAGCUGCAGAACGUGCUCAGGAAAAGGAUCUCAGGAGUGUGACACAUGCCACGAUGGCCACACCCUGUCCGAUGGGAUGUGUGAGUCCCUCUGCAACAUGGGUCAAUACCCGCUGGUGCAGCCGGUCUCCCUGUGGUCCUCUGGCCAGGAUUGUGAGGACUGUGACAGCUCCUGCCUGGACUGCUGGGGACCCGGUCCAUACAACUGCACCAUCUGUCCUGCCCAUGCCAUCUUGACAGCCGGGGGGCGCUGUCUGCUCUGCUGUCAGAAUGACCCGCCAGUGGAGAGAGACUCCAGAGCACCACAGAAGGAGUGUUGUAACUGCACCGAGACAAGAGGGGAGUGCGUCCUCAGCACCAAUCUGGCCUUCCGCAACGACGAAUUGGAGACACCUGAGAACAUGGCGCUUUUCAUAACCACUUCGAUCCUACUGCUACUGGGCCUGGGUACCAUAGUCUUCCUUGUCCGACACUCGCGCUCCAAGAGCCCAUCCCUCCCCGACCCUAUCACGGCACCACGCGGCUAUGAGAAGCUGGGUGGUGGCUGGCAUGGAGGCGGCCGCAAUACUACAUCUACCGGCCACGCCACUUCCAGUGGGCAUUUCCACGAAGCCCAGUUGGUGGAUCUGACCAAUUGCGGGGCGGGCGAGGAUAAGAAUGAGGAUGAGGACGAUGAAGAUGAGGAUAUUGUAUACAUGGGUCAAGAUGGAACGGUCUAUAGAAAGUUCCGGUAUGGACAUCCCGAGGAUGAUAAUGACGAUGGUUUGGAGUACGAUGAUGAGAGCUACACGUUUCGCUGAAUUUAUCUCACCAUUUCAACCUUGGUUUCUACCUCUGAUUUUUCAUUUUUAUUUUGUUGAAGUGAAGUAGACGCUCCUGUCCAAACUUACACAAGUAAUUAGGGUUAACUGUCUUGCUCAUGGACAAAACCAAAUAUUUUUCACGUUGCCGACUCGGAUUCAAUCUAUCAACCUUUCAGGUAGGCUACCAGAUGCUCUAACCUCUAGACCAGUGGCUCCCAACCUUUUUCAGUUACUGUA
Messenger RNA from Esox lucius (northern pike), 5743 nucleotides. RefSeq names its product proprotein convertase subtilisin/kexin type 5a (gene pcsk5a). The record is from RefSeq and is a predicted model, not a curated record. Gene Ontology annotation, cellular component: Golgi membrane; trans-Golgi network. Bases 233 to 5503 code for a protein of 1756 amino acids. Lineage: Eukaryota; Metazoa; Chordata; Actinopteri; Esociformes; Esocidae. The transcript has 36 exons. Gene Ontology annotation, molecular function: serine-type endopeptidase activity. Gene Ontology annotation, biological process: peptide hormone processing.